This is a messenger RNA of Rotaria sp. Silwood1, 498 nucleotides long. The record is from the annotation of a GenBank genome assembly. Lineage: Eukaryota; Metazoa; Rotifera; Eurotatoria; Philodinida; Philodinidae.
AUGAAAAAAGUCAUGUCCAAUUUAUUACAUUUGUCAAUAUCUGAUAAAACAUCAAAAAAAGUUCGUAUUGUUAGAAAGCGUGCUCAAAUUCAAACAAAUAAACUUCAAUGUCAACGUUUAUGUUUACGUAUUGAUCAAUUAAUUGAUCCACUUGAACGUUUAGAACAUGCAUCUUUAAUAUUUUAUGAAGAAAUUCAUGAACAUGAAAAUGAUUAUGAAAAAUUUGAAAAAUUAAAUAAACGUUUAUCACAAUUAGGACAAGAUUUAUGUCUUGAAUUAAAUAUACAAGAAUUAUUUGAUCAAAAACAAAAUCGAGAAGAUCAACAACAAGAUUUACAUGAAUUAAAUAAAAUUUUAAGUCAAAUGUCACAACAACAUCAAGAACAAUAUAAACAAAUUGAUAAAAUAAUACAUCACUUAGAAUCAUUUCAUUUUGAUUUAGAACAAAAAUUUUUAAAUCAAUCAGAUUCAAAUCAAGAAAAAAACACAGUUCAAUGA